Molecule: messenger RNA, 3528 nt
Organism: Haliotis rufescens (red abalone)
Lineage: Eukaryota; Metazoa; Mollusca; Gastropoda; Lepetellida; Haliotidae
Exons: 15
Coding region: 90-3023 (977 amino acids)
Biological process (GO): regulation of transcription by RNA polymerase II
Cellular component (GO): nucleus
Molecular function (GO): DNA-binding transcription factor activity, RNA polymerase II-specific
Source: RefSeq, a predicted model, not a curated record
GACCAUUGGUUUGACAGGUGUACUUUCGGUUUGGGUUUUUCUCAGAACUGGUGCAACCAGUGCAGUCUUUCCACCUGCACGUAUACAUCAUGGAACCUUUAUCGUCAAACAUAGCCGUGGAUGUGGAAUCUAUGAUCGGAUGUCCAAUACAGUUCACUGUUGGAAAGGCUGAACCGCCCCCCGUCCCCGACAUGUACCAAUAUUACUACCCAGUUGGGAACUGUCCCCCAGGGGAUGUGACCCACGGAUGCUGCAUCCCAACCCCCUGUAAUGUCCUUCUGCUGGGGUGUGGGGACGUAAGGUUCCUCCUUCACACCCUGGAUGCACUGCGCGAUCGCCUACUUGUCACGGGGCCAAAACCUACCCUCAACUUCCACUUGAAUGACAUCGAGGACGGGAUACUGGCCAGGACACUCGUCAUUCUGUACCUGGUUGACACGAUCGAUGUGAACAAUGGGAAUGACCUGAAGUUUCUGUGGGCUGUGUGGUACGAUGUGCUGCUUAGCAAGGCUCAUCUGACAAGACUGAAAGGGAUUAUGAAGGACCUUGUGAUGGUCAGUUCCGGAGACCAUGGGAUUAUAUUUGGCUCGCCCAAAACACAGGAGAAGGUCGUCCAUGCACUGAAAUGUUGGGGGAAAAAGAAAUUACGACCUGAAACAGUCAUUAGUGACAGGAAGGACUUCUGUUUUGGUGACUACAGUUCAGAACAAUACCCACAGACACCUACCCGGCGUGUAGGAUCCAGAUUCACGGAACAGCACCAGAUGUUCGUUGACACUAAGAGUCUAAGCAACAGACUGCACGAAGAAAUCUGCGAAUACGUACUGUGUGGUGUGACCAGAGUCAACUCAGGAUUAAAGACCAUGCAGGAAAUCCUCAAAUCUUUCCACGCCAACCCAACGUUCUAUCGCCCACAGGAGACGGUGUGGAAGGUGCAGGACAACUGCAGUCCCUUCAUGUGUUACAAUGUUGACUACCAACUGGAAAGAUAUGCCAGCACUACAAUCACGAUGUCGACGUUGUUCCUGGAGACGCUGAAGAAGUGGGUGCAGACAUAUCAACACAUCAGGCGUGACGGGUGGGAUCUCAAUAUCAGUCUGUGGCUCGGUCAUUGUGCGGAUGUGUGUAGUGAUGACUUACCUGAGGAUCUGAAAUUUGACUUCAUCCACACAACCAACACGGCCGACAAUGUAGGGAUUAUCCCUCUGCUUGUGACGUGUGAAGGCCGACUGAAGAGAGACAAUGGUGUAGUUAACAUUGAAAGCUACCACUGCAGCCUGUCCCAUACCAACGUACCUGAGACACUGAACUCGUGUGUGGACCUUGCGCUCACGAUGUAUCCCACCGUCCUCGGACUACAGCUGGCAGAAAACUUGCAUCUUGGUCACGAGCGCCCAUUGGAGAGUGGAUUCUUUGCGGGUUGUGGACGUUUGAUUCUCAACUGGAAAGUGGCCCCAGAACCAUCAAAGUUGACACUCACAGGAUCAGACGAAGUGUCCAAGUGUCUCCGGGCAAUAGUUCGCCCCAAUACUGACAGCAAGGCGACCAUGGGCCCAUUGAAAUUCAAGGGUGCAGGCUUUACAAUUGUUGAUACUACUUCAGUGAUAAAGCUUGUAAAAAGACUUGUGCAGUAUGUGGAGGGAGGAGGAGAACAGAUAGCGAAGAUAAUUGAAGGCUUUCUGAUGGGACCACUUCCUGCUUCAUUUGGGUUCUUGAAGGUCGCUGCUGAUACAGCUCUGGACGCAGGGAUGGAUACGUUGAGUUUGUCAAAUCAAAAGAGCAUCACAGAGUACAUCGAUCGUUAUGAAGUAACGGUCAGUGUCAGCCUUGACCAAAUGAAAGGACAAUUCACCUGUGACUACAGCAGCGACAACCACUUCGCCAUCGUGUACACAUUCGAAGAUUGCGGCACUGUCGUGUUUAAAACUGUAAUCAACUUUUCGUGCGCAGUUUCCUUAACCACAAGCAAGACACAGUUCUCACGAAAACGUGGUUUCAUAACUAGCACCUUCUUUAAAAAUGAGGAGCUGGCUUUUGGAGACCGGAUACUCCCGAAACAGAAGCUCUCCAUCACUGAUGUAGCUGGGCUGCCGGAAUUCCCAGAUUCCACCUUUGGAAAACAACUGAUUCACACACACCUUUACCGUAUCUACCCUAUUAACACGGACAAGUCUAUCUUGGAGCUGGAUAAUCCCAAACUCGCACAUCAAUUGCAAGGCGUCAUUCAGUUCCUCCUCCAAAGGGUCGCCGAGAACAGGAGCAGGACCAAGGUCCUGUGUGUACCCAUGUAUCUCCAGAGUCCUGAUCAAAUAUACAAGUGGGCAGGGGUUUUCCACGUGGAGGGGGUGAAGGUGUGGGAGGAGAGGCUGGCUAUGUUUGUCACCUGGUAUGACUUCGAAACGGCAUGGAUGUUAUUGAAAACGGGGAAAAUAACUCGUGAAGACAUAAUGAAGGUUGUGGUGGAUGUCGUACCGGACGAACUGCUCCCUCGCGUGGACAAGUAUCUGCCGGGUUAUGAGAUGUUGUCCAGGAUACUGAGACUGAACAGCUCACGUCUUCAACAGGAAGGCCGCGACGAGGUCCGCUGGACGUUCAGAACCUACGUACGACCUCGCUACAGCUAUCUCGCAUUCCGGUUAUUAGUGAAGGAAGUGAAUCUGAGUGCAAAAUAUGGGGAUUUUCCCGCAGACCAAGACAAUGCAAAAGAACAAAUUCAUAGGAUGCUGACUGAUAUGCACGAUAGAGAAGUCUCAAAGGAAACAGUGGACGAGUUGUACGAAGAAAUGAGGAAACACGUCCCUGGCUACAGCGGAUAUCCAAAGACAGUAACCCCUAGACAAGGGGGAGCAGCCCCCUGUCAGGGCAGCACGUCCAGGCAGGAAGCUUCGGAUAAUAGCUGCAGCAGCUGUGGAAAGGUGUCCAGUCAGUGCAAAAGAUGCGUAGGGUGUUUGAAGGUGACCUACUGCAACAGGGAAUGCCAGCGAAAGGAUUGGCCAGGUCACAAGAAGAAUUGCAAGAAAUAAACUUCACAUCCUUCUUCAAACGUUGUUACACAUGAGCAUGAAGUUGUGUCACGAAGGGUUUGGUAAUGCGUGGAAUGACGAUGUGUGUAGAUGCCACCAUGUAACAAUUAUCUUUCUGUGAAGAUGUUUCACGCUGUUCUUUACAAAUAUUUCAGAUUUUUUGCUCUAUUAAGAAUCUGGCAAUUCCUUUGGUAAAUCCGUACCACGUGACGAAAUAAUACGUUUCAAUGUAGACCCCGAAAUCAUGUGACUGACAUUGAUCUCGUGUAUUGACUCGUCACAUGAUCAGUAUUGACAUGUCACGUGAUGAAUAUUGACUCGUCUGCUAGAAAACAAGAUGGCGUCUCGUACGAACACUGCGCGGUUUGCAUCUCAGUUACUGUAAUGAGUGAGUGAGUUUUGUUAAACGCCGCUUUUAACAGUAUUCCAGUUAUACCGUUGCGUGUCAGCUUUAUGUGGAAGGAAAGCCCGAAGUGAUCCAGGUCUCAGACGUUUACCACUUCGG